UUAACUGUAAGAGCGUGGUGGCGUCCGCCGGCUCCCAGGCAGGCUUACCCCCCACACUGCUGGCCCCCGUCGCUUUCAGAGGGGCUACGAUGCACACACUGAAGGCCCGUAGUGUGAAUGUGAAGAGCCAGGUGGGGAACGCCUACCACAACAUCAGCAGUCUGGAGAUCACAGGGCCCGUCCUCCCCUCCUCCCUCCACACCAUCACAACCAUCCUCCGCCCAGCGCAGAAAGGAACCUUCUCAGCUGCUCUGUACACACACACACCUACUGCCGUCAUGAACGUACACAGCACAAAGCAGCAGGGUCCAGACGGGUCAGUGGACCUGGGGGGGUGUGGUCUACAUCCAGCCUCCAUCCAGCAGCUCCAGACGCCCUCCCCCCUCGGAAAGACGGCACUGACUCACAUCAGCAUGAACGACUUCAGCUACAGCUGGAAGAACUGAAACACACCAAAAGAACUGAAACACAGCAGAACUGAAUCACAGAAGAACUGAAACACACCAAAAGAACUGAAACACAGAAGA
Messenger RNA from Sphaeramia orbicularis (orbiculate cardinalfish), 527 nucleotides. It is a transcript of the gene donson, whose product is annotated as DNA replication fork stabilization factor DONSON. The coding region runs from base 90 to 446 and encodes 118 amino acids. The transcript is spliced from 4 exons. Gene Ontology annotation, cellular component: nucleus. Gene Ontology annotation, biological process: nuclear DNA replication. Lineage: Eukaryota; Metazoa; Chordata; Actinopteri; Kurtiformes; Apogonidae. The record is from RefSeq and is a predicted model, not a curated record.